Messenger RNA from Anoplopoma fimbria (sablefish), 3478 nucleotides. Its product is annotated as sodium- and chloride-dependent GABA transporter 2-like. The record is from RefSeq and is a predicted model, not a curated record. Gene Ontology annotation, biological process: sodium ion transmembrane transport. Gene Ontology annotation, cellular component: membrane. Bases 478 to 2037 code for a protein of 519 amino acids. The transcript is spliced from 14 exons. NCBI's taxonomy places the organism in Eukaryota, Metazoa, Chordata, Actinopteri, Perciformes, Anoplopomatidae.
GGCUGAGUUCCUCCUGGCCGUGGCGGGCCAGAUCAUCGGCCUGGGCAACGUCUGGAGGUUCCCCUACCUCUGCUACAAGAACGGAGGAGGAAGACAUUUUCAAGGGGUUUUGUUAGAUUGGAGGAUAUGUGUAUUUUGACACCUUUUGAUAUGACAAAAGUUCUUCAAAAUCCAUCCAUUAUACAGAUUUUUACUAUUUUUGUCUGGUCAGAUGUUGACUGGGAUUGUAAUAUAGGGAUAAUACUAUCACUUAAGUUUUAUAACAGGGUUUAUUCUGUGGUUAUUACUUGGUCAUGGGGUUCAAAUUUCAAUUAAAACUUGGGUUAAAGUUAUUUAAAGUUUAGAUUUUGGGUUGAAUGUAAUAAGGGAUGGUCUUAACAAGGAUAGCACCCUUUUGUGUGUGUGUUUGUGUGGCCAGGUGUGUUCUUUAUACCCUACCUGUUGUUCCUGGUGCUGUGCGGCAUCCCCCUGUUCCUCAUGGAGACAUCGCUGGGACAGUACACCAGCCUGGGAGGAGUCAGCGCCUGGAGGAUGAUCUGUCCAUUAUUUGGAGGUCUCGGCUAUGCCAGCCAGGUGAUGAUCCUGCACGGCUGCGUGUACUACAUCAUCAUCCUGGCCUGGGCUCUCUUCUACCUGUCCUACAGCUUCCAGGCGGAGCUGCCCUGGUCGCACUGUAACAACACAUGGAACACCGAGGCGUGUUUCCUGUUCGACCGCCAAAACCAAACAGUCAAUGGGAGCAGCCUGCCUGAGAACGCCACCUCUCCUGUCAUUGAGUUUUGGGAGCGUGAGGUGCUCCGUCUUUCCAGCAAUUUAGACGAGCUGGGUCCAAUCAGCUGGAAGCUGGCUCUGUGCCUCGCCGUCGUCUGGCUCGUGUGUUACUUCUGCGUCUGGAAGGGAGUGAAGUCCACCGGAAAGGUGGUGUACCUGACAGCCACCUUCCCAUAUGUCAUGCUGUUUGUGCUGCUGGUGCGCGGUGCCACCCUGCCCGGAGCGACCCAGGGCAUCAUCUACUACCUCAAGCCCAACCACACCCGCCUGGCAGACCCGCAGGUAUGGAUGGAUGCAGGUACCCAGAUAUUUUUCUCAUACGGAAUCGGUUUGGGAAGUCUCACAGCACUCGGCAGUUACAACAAAUACAACAACGACUGCUAUAAGGACUCGUUCCUUCUGUGCCUCCUGAACAGCGCCACCAGUUUCCUGGCUGGUUUUGCCAUCUUCUCGGUGCUGGGCUUCAUGGCUGAAGAGCAGGGCGUGGAUAUCGCCACGGUGGUGCAGUCAGGGCCCGGCCUUGCCUUCAUUGCCUACCCGAGAGCUGUAGCCAUGAUGCCCGUCCCCCAGCUGUGGGCCGUCUGCUUCUUCCUCAUGAUCAUCAUGCUGGGGCUGGACACACAGUUUGUGAGUCUGGAGGCCCUGAUGACGUCGGUGACUGACCUGUACCCUCAUCUGAUCCGCCGAGGACACCGCAGGGAGCUGCUGCUGCUAUUCGUCUGUGUCGUCUGCUUCCUGGUGGGACUGGUCAUGGUCACGCCGGGUGGUCUGUACGUGUUCCAGAUCUACGACCAUUUCUCCUGCAGUGGAGCCAGCCUGCUGCUGCUCUCCAUCUUCCAGUCUCUGGCCAUCGGCUGGGUCUACGGAGCCGACCGCUUCAACGCCAACAUCAGGGAUAUGACCGGCUACAGCCCGCUGCCCGUCUUCAAGCUGUGCUGGAAAUACCUGACCCCAGCCGUGUGCAUGACCACUUUUGUGUUUUCCCUGGUGAGCUGGUCUCCGUUGAGGCUGGGUAAAGGCCUGGUGGCUCCGGUCUGGGCCACCUCGCUGGGCUGGCUCCUCACUUUCUCCUCCAUCUCCCUGCUUCCCAUCUGGGCCGUCUACGCCCUGGCCACCACCCCGGGAACUCUGCCGCAGCGCUUCCAACGUCUGUGCCGCCCCGCCAAAAGCUCAUCACUGGCGCUCCCCUACAGCCCCGCACUGCCCCUCACCGAGAAGCCGAAGGAGCCGAACACAGACAUCAUCCAGGAUCGUAUGACCCGAUGAUUGCUCUCUGUGAGGUCAGGGCUCUCUCACUCGGGGAGGAGGUGCACAUUUCGGCCUCAAUAGCCCGUGAGGGUGGCUCCUUCAGGGGGUCCAGCCCUUGAUGGGGACACAGCUUGCUGUACUCCACCUCCCGUUGCCAGCUACCAGAGUUGGCUUAUUCUAAAACACUCCUUGGAUCUUUUUAACCUCUUUUAUUUAACAUUCUAGUUCAAUCACUGUACUCGUGGACCAUUUUAUCACCGUCCCGAUAGUCAUCCAUGGCUCAGGACGCAGCUAAAUAAAACUAACCUUUUUUUUUUUUUUGGCCAGCAUUACUUAAUAAGUUGGCCCUCAUCUUUACUCUCUAUGAGAGUUCACUGCAUGCUUUGCUUUGACUCUCCACUGACUAUGUUUCGGGUGCCGCUAUCCUGUUAUGACUCUGUGAGUCAGACGUGUUUUAUACAGUGAUUUGUCUGGACGUGUAUGUGCUUCACCAUCUGUGAUCGCCACAUCAUGGAGCUUGAAUGGCUCAAAACAUGCCUUAUCCCUACACCAAGUGGAUCUGCAUUCGCAAAACACGUUUUACUGCCAAUGUAUCAAGUGCUUAACUUGAUGUCAUGGUUAGACUCCGUCAUUGACAAAAUGAUUAAGAUGUGCAGUGACUAUUUCCAUCCAUUAUACUCAUCCAUCUUUAAAAAAGUAGGCAGGAGUGUUGUUUGUGCUUUUUAUUGUCGUUGUUGGAAGCCUCUGUCUCAAAAGUGCAGUUCUUGCUAAAUGAAAGAAUAGAACCUCUUUGCACGAUACCAAAACUUACUAUCAUCUAUCAAGGUGGGAAACACGCAAUCAUAGUGUCUGAAUCAGCAUGUGUUAGUAUAAUAUUGAAAUAUUGCUGCUGCUGUGUUGACAAAACUGAAAAAAAAUGUUUUAUUCUCGACCGGAAAGGUUUAACCGAUAAUGUUAAAGUAGGAUUUUAGUGAGAAAAUAGAGUAUAUUUAACUGUAACAUGCAGUAGAAUGUCGAAGUGCAAAUCUGAAGUGGCAAGUGAAGAAAAUAAGGUGUUAAGUUUAAUUAAAGGACAAGUGGACAUUUAUAUUUUUUUCCCAAAAUUUUUGUUUAUAGUUCAAUAAUCACCCCAUGCCUUUUUAAUAAAUGUCUGGGGUUUCAGGAUGUGAAAUCACCAUUUACUUACUGUAUCGGACUCAAUGUACUCGUCACUGGGAAAACAUGUUUCAAUCUUUAAAACCAGAAGUAUGAGCAAUGUUUCGUGGGUGAGCGUGGGUGUUUAACAUGUUUGAAGAUAAAUAGUUCCUUUUAACAAACUUGAAACUGCUGUUUUUCCAUAAACUAACAUUCGGACCUGGAUCAGUGUUUUUUGAUUGUAUGCUCCUCUGAGAUUAAUCAGAACCUUUUUCUUAUGUAUCAUUGUUUUCUUUUCUUUUUAUAUAUGAAUACAUAUUUAUAU